Alnus glutinosa is the source of this 1972-nucleotide messenger RNA. RefSeq names its product lysophospholipid acyltransferase LPEAT1. Gene Ontology annotation, biological process: phospholipid metabolic process. The record is from RefSeq and is a predicted model, not a curated record. Gene Ontology annotation, cellular component: endoplasmic reticulum. NCBI's taxonomy places the organism in Eukaryota, Viridiplantae, Streptophyta, Magnoliopsida, Fagales, Betulaceae. The transcript is spliced from 9 exons. Gene Ontology annotation, molecular function: lysophosphatidylethanolamine acyltransferase activity. Bases 196 to 1407 code for a protein of 403 amino acids.
CCAACGGUCCAUGUCAUAAGGUGUACGAAAUCCAAGGGCUUUUCAAGCGCACCACUAACCUUCACGAGCCCAUCGAGAUGCGUCUUCCCAGAUCCGCAGCAAGUCUUCCUCGCUAAGUUUAUUCUCCCCCAAAACCUCUCCUGUAAAAAAUUCUGGAAUAAAUGGCUAUCCGGUGAUUGGAGGCAUUCAAUAGGCAUGGAGUCCGAACUCAAAGAUCUCAAUCCGACGCAAGGCGAAGCCAAUCCCCAACCGCCGCAAUCGCCGCAAAGAUCCGAGCCCACCCACGACGAGGGCUCGAGCAAAGACGACCGCCCGCUUCUCAAGCCCGAGCCCGCCCCCGUCUCCCACGAGAGCCUUCAAGAGCUCGAGAAGAAAUUCGCAGCGUACGUUCGGCAUGACGUGUACGGACAAAUGGGACGCGGCGAGCUGCCAUUGGAGGAGAAGGUCCUGCUCGCAAUCGCGCUGGUGACGCUCGUGCCGUUGCGCGUGGUGGCGGCGAUGACCAUAUUGCUGCUGUACUACACGAUUUGCCGGAUUUGCACGCUGUUCUCGGUGCCGAAUCGGGAGGAGGGCGACCAGGAGGACUACGCGCACAUGGGCGGGUGGAGGAGGAGCGUGAUUAUCCAGUGUGGGAGGGCCCUCUCCAGGGCCAUGCUUUUCGUUUUUGGGUUUUAUUGGAUCAACCAGACGUACCGGAUUCCUAAUAGUCACGACAAAUCAUCCGCCGUUCAGAAUGAAGGAAAAGAUGAGUCCGAUGUGCCUGAAAGACUUGGGGCAAUUAUAUCAAAUCAUGUAUCCUACAUAGAUAUAUUGUUUCACAUGUCUUCCUUCUUCCCGAGCUUUGUUGCUAAGCGAUCAGUGGCUAAACUUCCUCUAGUAGGCCUCAUCAGCAAGUGCCUCGGUUGUGUUUACGUCCAGCGGGAGUCAAAGUCAUCUGACUUCAAGGGUGUUUCAGGUGCUGUGACUGAAAGAGUUAAAGAAUCUCAUCAAAAUAAGUCUGCUCCAAUGAUGAUGCUUUUUCCAGAAGGGACAACUACAAAUGGAGACUACCUCCUGCCAUUCAAGACAGGUGCAUUUCUACCAAAAGCGCCGGUGCUUCCAGUGAUUCUAAGAUAUCCUUACCGAAGAUUUAGUCCUGCCUGGGAUUCAAUAUCUGGGGUGAGACAUGUCAUUUUUCUACUCUGUCAAUUUGUAAAUCACUUAGAGGUGGUACGAUUACCUACUUACUACCCCUCAGAGCAAGAAAAGGAUGAUCCAAAACUUUAUGCUAGUAAUGUUAGAAGGUUGAUGGCAAGUGAGGGUAAUUUGAUACAGUCAGAUAUUGGGCUGCCUGAGAAGAGAAUAUAUCACGCUGCUCUCAAUGGUAAUAAUAGCCUGCCUAGUGUUUUGCAUCAGAAAGACGAUUGAUAAUUUCAUGGCUUCGCUCCCAAAUGAUAUCUUGUGCCAGUUUGUUAUCUCAAUGCUAAUUCGGAUUCGCCGUCUGUAUAUUCGUCGUAUAAUUCUACUAUUAGAAAAAAUGAAAUGAAAUUUAUUCUGAAAAUUAUGUGAUGAAUGAGUAUUGUUUUUGUCCGAUCAGUUGACAUGUACUUAUCUAGUAUUAGAGCAGGCCGUUCUCUGAUGUUUGAAGAUCCUGGAAGAUUAUUCUGUUUGACUUAUGAGGUGACUUAGGUGCUUCUCGUUGCUGCUGCUGCUGAAUAUUCAAUGUCUUCGUAAUUGUUAAAACUUGGGGUUUGUUUGAAGGAUUAGGAUUUUCUCCAUUUCAAGCGAAAUUGAGAAGAUUCAUUUCAUGAUUCAUAUUAGAUAGAUCAAGUAGUGUAAAUGUUGUCACAUCAUUUAAAUUUUAAAUGGCAAUUUAAAUGACAUGACACCAUUUUAUUUUUAAGGGCCUGAGCGGGUCAGAUAAAUACAAUGCACAAAGUGCCCUUGUUAAGUUAUUUUUGAAUAUCAAAUUCUUAAUUCUUUUUAUUUUUAA